This is a messenger RNA of Bipolaris zeicola 26-R-13, 978 nucleotides long. RefSeq lists its product as uncharacterized. The transcript is spliced from 3 exons. The record is from RefSeq and is a predicted model, not a curated record. Bases 1 to 978 code for a protein of 325 amino acids. Lineage: Eukaryota; Fungi; Ascomycota; Dothideomycetes; Pleosporales; Pleosporaceae.
AUGGCUCCCGCGCCUCAGAAAAUCUGCGUUGAGACGGAUUGGCCGGCGCACAAGAAAGGAUGCAGGGACUUCCGUAAUCGGCGCCUGGAGAAGAAGCUUGAGCGGAUCACCGACAUCUUGCAGCAAGUUUACUACAUCUUCCGCAAAAACACCUGGGACGUCCCUGUGGCGGCGAUCAUGGUCCGUGGUGAUUGUGUGGAAAUCCAUCCGAGCCUUUCCCAAGAACCGAGUUUUUUCUCCAAAUUUCCUGAUCAUCUUCCCAUGAGCGAGCAGACAAGGAAUGCAAUCAUUUCUGCCUUUAGCUGCAACGAUCCACUGGCAUACUUCAAGGAUAUGAUAAGCGCUUCGCUUGAAGGAAUGGAUGUCAAAGUCGAAGAGUGCAAAGCCACUCUCGGCAAGAUUACACAAAAGGUUGUCUUUCGGACUAGCGGCGAACAACCUGUAGAUUGCUCGGCGUUUGCUCAUGAAAUUCUCCGCAUCACCGUGCCUGGGAAGCGGUGGAUCAUCGAUAUCACUGGUGCACAAUUUGGAAUUCACAAAACGCUGUGGGCCUGGGAAGACUACAAGAACAAACAUCAUGCGAAAAUGGGCAUGAUAUACAAGCUUGGUACGAAUGAAAUAUUGGUCAAGGCUUUGAGCAACGUUGAGGGUCUUCACGGCAUGCGGCAUACGAUAAAAGAGAUGGCAGCCGGCACUCUCAACACAGCAAUCAAGGAAUGGACUGGUAGCCACCACUCCAUUGCAGCCAUGAUUCUCAAGAAUGAUGAUGAAUACGAAGCGACAAAGCUUAGCUUUCUGAGCAGUAUGGACGUCGCAGUUCGUUCCUUUGUUGCGGCAAACAGAUUCGAGACUGAGAUCCGAAAGGCCUUGGAAUACGAGCUGAGCAACCCAGGUAUGAGCGAUAAGAUGAUUAAUACUGUCGCCGAUGUAUUUACCUUGAGCCUUUUCAUUGGGUCGCGUGGUCGGAACAGCCGAUAG